GGGGCUGAUUGGCUGGGGCAGGGUGGGCAGGGUACAUAAAAGGCAGCUGUGGACCAUCUGGGGCGGUCAGCCUCAUCAUCCAGCUACAGUUAGAGCUCUGGGCUUCCUUGACAGUGUAUCUUCAUCAUGAGUGGGUGUCCCUUUUUAGGAAAGAACUUUGGAUAUACUUUUAAACCACUCUCUGCACAAGGCAGUGAAGAAGACAAAUCACAGGCCAGUGUGAAUAGAGCCAGUAAAGGAGGACUUAUCUAUGGGAACUACCUGCAAUUGGAAAAAGUUUUGAAUGCACAGGAGCUUCAAAGUGAAAUGAAAGGAAAUAAAAUCCACGAUGAACAUCUUUUUAUCAUAACUCAUCAAGCUUAUGAACUCUGGUUUAAGCAGAUCCUGUGGGAAUUAGAUUCUGUUCGUGAGAUCUUUCAGAAUGGCCAUGUGAGGGAUGAGAGGAACAUGCUGAAGGUGGUCACCCGAAUCCACCGAGUGGUGGUGAUCCUCAAACUCUUGGUCCAGCAGUUUUCCAUCCUGGAGACCAUGACAGCCUUGGACUUCAAUGACUUCAGAGAGUACUUAUCCCCGGCGUCCGGCUUCCAGAGUCUGCAGUUCCGCCUGUUAGAAAACAAGAUAGGGGUUCUGCAGAGCUUGAGGGUCCCUUACAACAGAAGACACUACCGCGACAACUUCAGAGGGAAAGACAAUGAGCUUCUGCUGAAGUCUGAGCAAGAAAGGACGCUUCUGCAGCUGGUUGAGGCAUGGCUGGAAAGAACCCCAGGUUUAGAGCCGCAUGGAUUUAACUUCUGGGGAGAGCUUGAAAAGAACAUUGUCAAAGGUUUGGAAGAAGAAUUCACAAAGAUUCAGGCUAAGGAAGAGUCAGAGGAAAAGGAGGAACAAAUGGCUGAAUUUCAGAAGCAGAAAGAAGUAUUACUGUCCUUAUUUGAUGAGAAACGUCAUGAGCAUCUCCUUAGUAAAGGAGAAAGACGGCUAUCGUACAAAGCACUUCAGGGGGCCUUGAUGAUAUAUUUUUACAGGGAAGAGCCCAGGUUCCAGGUCCCUUUCCAGCUGCUGACUUUCCUUAUGGAUGUGGACUCACUCAUGACCAAGUGGAGAUAUAACCACGUGUGCGUGGUGCACAGGAUGCUCGGCAGCAAGGCGGGCACCAGCGGGACCUCUGGGUACCAGUACCUGCGCGCCACUGUGAGUGACAGGUACAAGGUAUUUGUAGAUUUAUUUAAUCUCUCAACGUAUGUGGUUCCCCGACACUGGAUUCCGAAGAUGAACCCAGUCAUUCAUAAGUUCCUUUACACGGCUGAAUGCUGUGACAGCGCUUACUUCAGCAGUGAUGAGUCAGAUUAAAGUCAUCUGCAAAAGUCUAUGAAGUUGCUUUCUCAGUCUGCAUUUAAAAUUUUUUCUAUGAAUUUUCAUGACUAUACAGAGUCCUAAGGUAAUAUAUGUACUUACGUAUAUAUACAUAUAUAGCAUAUAUUAAACAUAUAGUACUAGCACUGAUUCAAACCUAGAAAUAAUUUUAUCACCUCAUGUCUGGGAUAACAGACUAAACAUUAAGAUAAGCAAUUCAGUUCAAUUAUAACAUUGUACAUAGUGUGUUUUCCUGUUAAAAACAAUGAUUUCCUAGUACUUAUCUUAAUGUAACCACGGAAUGCAAUGGUUAUCUCAUUUCAAACAUUGUAAGCUUGUAAACUUCAGCUGUUUCAAAUAUUUUAUGCAAUAAAAUGUGUCAUUCUGUACAAA
Bubalus bubalis (water buffalo) is the source of this 1743-nucleotide messenger RNA. It is a transcript of the gene TDO2, whose product is annotated as tryptophan 2,3-dioxygenase. The record is from RefSeq and is a predicted model, not a curated record. The transcript has 12 exons. Bases 127 to 1347 code for a protein of 406 amino acids. NCBI's taxonomy places the organism in Eukaryota, Metazoa, Chordata, Mammalia, Artiodactyla, Bovidae. Gene Ontology annotation, molecular function: metal ion binding; heme binding; L-tryptophan 2,3-dioxygenase activity.